Messenger RNA from Triticum dicoccoides, 880 nucleotides. Its product is annotated as histidine-containing phosphotransfer protein 2-like. NCBI's taxonomy places the organism in Eukaryota, Viridiplantae, Streptophyta, Magnoliopsida, Poales, Poaceae. Gene Ontology annotation, cellular component: nucleus; cytoplasm. Gene Ontology annotation, molecular function: protein histidine kinase binding; histidine phosphotransfer kinase activity. The transcript is spliced from 6 exons. The record is from RefSeq and is a predicted model, not a curated record. Bases 138 to 581 code for a protein of 147 amino acids. Gene Ontology annotation, biological process: cytokinin-activated signaling pathway; phosphorylation; phosphorelay signal transduction system.
AUCCCCCCCUGCUCAUCCCCACAGUCCUGUCCCCGUCCACUCCGCCGCCGCCGCCGCGAAUUCCGCCGGCGUCCGCCCCCGCGCGCGUGCUCUGCGCCCCCGCGGACUCCAGCGCCUCCGGAUCGGAGCCCCUGAACAUGGCGGCCGCCGCGCUCAGGGUUCAGCUCGAGGCGCUCCUCGAGAACAUGUUCGCCACGGGUAUGGUGGACGAGCAGUUCCGGCAGCUGCAGUCGCUGCAGGAGGGGGGCAGCGCGUCGGGCUUCGUCGCCGAGGUCGCCACCCUCUUCAUCGACGACGCCGACCGGAUCAUCGCCGACAUCGGGAGCCUGCUGGACCAGCCCGUGGUGGAUUUCGACAAGGUGGACGCCCACGUGCACCAGCUCAAGGGGAGCAGCUCGAGUGUUGGUGCUCAGAAAGUGAAGCUCGCCUGCAUGCACUUCCGCCAGUUCUAUGAGGCAAAAAGCAAAGAAGGGUGCCUCAUGGCGUUGGCUCUUGUUAGGAGUGAGUUCUGUGAUGUGCGCAACAAGUUCCAGACCAUGAUGCAGCUGGAGCAGCAGAUCGAGGCCUGCAGUCCCAAGUAGAGUAGCAGUCACUGAAGCAAAAGGAGCUUAGCUCCAUGUGACCCCCGUGUAUGUAUCUCUUAUGCUUGUAGGCAGUGUAACGGGUGUCGGGGGCUCUGGAAGGCGUGUGUGCGGAACCGGACCGACCGAUUCCCACGUCGGAGCUCCGGACUUGUGACCCUUUGAAACGCAACUUGCUUGCCCUGCGUCAAUGUACGUGUCAACGCUAUGCUUGUUUGUGUCGUGUCCGCCCCCAGGCUGCGUGUAAACUCUUACCUUGUUGUUGUAUGUUGUUGGGGUCCCUUGAACGUCUUUGGAAA